GGGCUGAUGCAAUACUUCAAGAAGACGGAACGUGUCGUCAGCUACACCAGCUAUUAAAGACAAAAUCCCCUUUUUUCUAUAACUAACCAAGGCGACAAGAAAAAAAGGGACACUCGUAUCAUCGAGUUUUAUAAAGAUCCCCCGGCUUUUUAUCUGGUGACUGUGAAAAUGCCUUUUAUCAGAACAUUCAGCAAGGUGGCUAAGCAGGCCCUCCUGAGCCCAGGAUGUGGCUGUCGGCCAAUCACAGUGGCCGUACGGACCAUCAGCUUCUCACCCCGCCAGGUCACCUCAGACGCCAGUUUCCACUCCGUGUCCUUCUCCGAGACGGACCACCCCAAGGUGCUCAUCACAGGCGGCCUUGGACAGUUGGGGGUAGGGCUGGCCACGAUGUUGAGGAAGCGGUUCGGAAACAACAACGUGAUCCUGUCGGAUAUCAGGAAGCCUCCAAGUCACGUCUUUCACAGCGGACCCUUCAUCUACUCUGACAUCCUGGACUAUAAAAACCUUCGUGAGAUCGUUGUCAACAACCGCAUCACCUGGUUGGUCCAUUACAGCGCCCUGCUCAGUGCCGUGGGAGAGGCCAAUGUAGCUCUGGCACGCGACGUCAACAUCACUGGGCUCCACAACAUCCUGGACAUUGCAGCGGAGCACGGCCUGCGUCUGUUUGUGCCCAGCACCAUCGGAGCUUUCGGGCCCACCUCUCCCCGGAACCCGACCCCUGACCUCUGUGUCCAGAGACCCAGAACCAUCUACGGGGUCUCCAAAGUCCACGCAGAGCUCAUGGGAGAGUACUACCACCACCGCUAUGGCCUUGACUUCCGCUGUCUGCGCUACCCAGGAAUCAUCUCUGCUGACUCACAGCCUGGAGGAGGAACGACAGACUACGCGGUAGCCAUCUUUCACGAUGCUGUAAAGACGGGGAAGUUUGAGUGCAACUUGAAGCCAGACACGAGGCUCCCCAUGAUGUACAUCGACGACUGUCUCCGUGCCACCGUGGAGAUGAUGGAAGCGCCCGCAGACACCCUGUCCAUGAGGACCUAUAACAUCAACGCCAUGAGCUUUUCCCCUGAAGAGCUGGCUCAGGAGGUCCAGAAACAGCUGCCGGACCUGGAGGUCAGCUACGACAUCGACCAAGUCAGACAGGCCAUCGCCGACAGCUGGCCAAUGAACUUUGACGAUUCUAACGCACGGAACGACUGGGGCUGGAAACACGACUACGACCUCCCGGAGCUCGUCCAGACCAUGCUCAACUACAUCGGCUCAGACUCGCGCAUCGCAAAGGCCAACUGAGGGGGCCAGCGGUGCUGCUGGGUGACGUGCUGCUCGGUGACAUGAUGCUGGGUGGGGUGCUGCUGGGUGCUGGGCUGGAGCAGUGUUGUUUCUUUGUACAUACUGUAAAGACUGUUGUUUUAUAGGAGGGAGACACGUGGUCUGUAAAUAGUCGUUUUCUCUGUCAUUUGGAAGGGCUCUCAAUCUGUCUGUCUCGGUGUCUGUCUGUGUCUCGGUGUCUGUCUGUGUCUCGGUGUCUGUCUGUGUCUCGGUGUCUGUCUGUCUCGGUGUCUGUCUCGGUAUCUGUCUGUCUGUCUCGGUAUCUGUCUGUCUGUCUCGGUGUCUGUCUGUCUCGGUAUCUGUCUGUCUGAACAAGUUACUAGAAUGUGGUCUUGUGAGAAGUAGUGGGCUGAUUCCCCUCCCUCCUUCAUCCCCCUCUCAGGAAGGAGGAGGGGUUGGAACACAGGGUCUGAGAACAUGUUGAGAUAAAACAUCAGAGGGGUGGACUCCAUGGGGUGGACUCCAUGUGGUGGACUCCA
This is a messenger RNA of Salvelinus namaycush (lake trout), 1808 nucleotides long. It is a transcript of the gene tdh, whose product is annotated as L-threonine dehydrogenase. Bases 169 to 1290 code for a protein of 373 amino acids. Gene Ontology annotation, molecular function: L-threonine 3-dehydrogenase activity. Gene Ontology annotation, biological process: L-threonine catabolic process. NCBI's taxonomy places the organism in Eukaryota, Metazoa, Chordata, Actinopteri, Salmoniformes, Salmonidae. The record is from RefSeq and is a predicted model, not a curated record. The transcript is spliced from 9 exons.